AUGCAGAAUGAGAGGAUCCGAAUGGAAAUGGAUCAAACGCGGAAACGCCAGUGUCGGUCAAUCCUGACAGCCAUUCGAGGAAGAGCUCUGCACGCUCUGAUGGAGAAGGAGGCGGAGCUGGAAUCCAUUAGCCGCCGUAAUGCGGAGCUCGAGGAGAAGGUCAGUCAGUUGGCCUCGGACAAUCAAGUAUGGAUCCACGUCGCCCGGAGUAAUGAAGCCGCUGUUUCUAGCCUCCGCGCCAUGCUAGAGCAGGCUCUCGCAGAAGGCGCGUUAGCGCCUCCUACCGCGUUGCAGGACCAGGAAGAGGGAUUUGGUGAAACGGACUUUCCGGCGCCGGCAGUUAUGUCGACCGACGCUUACUCGUUCUGUUACAAGGAAACAUUGGUUGCGGACGCGAAGGAGUCGUCGAAGGAGCUUUGCCGACGAAGUGUAUGCAAGGUGUGCCUUGAGCGAGAGGUGUCAGUGCUGAUGCUUCCGUGCCGGCACCUAUGCCUGUGCAAACAGUGCGAUGUCGCCGUCGACACCUGUCCUAUUUGUUGCUCCAUCAAGAAUGCGAGCCUCCAAGUUUUCAUGGCGUGA
Spirodela intermedia is the source of this 579-nucleotide messenger RNA. Lineage: Eukaryota; Viridiplantae; Streptophyta; Magnoliopsida; Alismatales; Araceae. The record is from the annotation of a GenBank genome assembly.